GCAAGACGAAGUUGACAUUCAACAUCCAUUCAACUGAUGGUUCCAUGGCUUGCCGACUCUCGUUUCCCCGGUUGGUUUACGCCGAGGACAACAAGGCCAAGUUUGAGCAGCAGAAGCGCAACGUGACCAAGUACAAGGAGCUCAUCUUGGAACGCCAAAGUGAACUUCGUUUGCAGGGCAGUCCCGCGCACGAAGAUCCACGGCUACAGGAGCUUCAGGGCCUACUGGCCGAGGCCCAGAAGUCGGUCUGGGUCACCUCCGGGAUCUUCUAUCGCCAGGUGACCACCGGGAUUUGGAUUGGGGCAACUGAUGCCUUUCAACAACGAGCGGCUCAGCGAGAGCAACUCGCGCAGGAAGUGGCCUUCUUGGAAGCCGCUGCGUGUGAAGGAACAGAGCAGGUGGAGGCUCAGGUUGAGAUGGGAAUGUCUGAAAGUUAGACAAUGUUGGGAAUGUCUCAAGCAGGACCCAUUGUCUCACUAAGAUGAGCAGUUCCGAGGGUCAUUUAGCAGUUGUCCUUUUGCAGCACGUGGGGGAAUCACAUUUGCUCGAGAACGGAUCCGACUCAGUCUUGAAGAAUUUGAAGACAUCCCCGGCAGUUGAUGCGGGCCAGUCGUAGUUGUAGGAGUUUUCGCACUUGAGCGCCCAAGCCGCGCUUCAAGUUGAUGCACUCCGGUGUCCAAGACAUGUCCAGGGGUGCACGCUCUCUCUCUCUCUCUCUGUUUUUUGAGCGACUUCCCAGUGGUCCGAGCAUGUUCCCAACAACGUCAGCUCUUGCGCAGCGUCUUUCGUGCGGUGAGUGGGUCACUUAGUCUGGCUGUGGGCCACUCGGUUUGGGUGAUGUUUCAGGAUGAAGUGAAG
Molecule: messenger RNA, 858 nt
Organism: Durusdinium trenchii
Lineage: Eukaryota; Dinophyceae; Suessiales; Symbiodiniaceae
Source: the annotation of a GenBank genome assembly